UUUCUCUCAUUCUAAAAAUGUUUCAGUAUGCAAACACAGCUUAACCACUAAAUGCGUAAAAGAAAGGAUGAUGUUUCUGAAAAUGGGAUGGUUUCCAGGCAAGGAUGUUCCUUGUACAUCAUUAACCCCCUCCUCCUGGGCUCGCCUCUUCCUCUAGCUGACUCUUUAAGAGGGCAGGCAUCAGGUGCACACUGAGUGAGACCGUCACACCAAGUGUUAGGGGCACAGAGUAAAUCAUGACCAUGCAGUCAGCAUUGAUUUUAUGUAUUUGUGUAGGUGUAUUUGUAGGAGCUUCGGCUGUGGAAGCAGACAAGCCAAAUGCACUGGGAAAGAUUACUGAGAAUGGGACAAGCACUGACAUUACAAACACUCCAGAAGUGGAGACAGCAGUGGAAUAUUCAAGGGAGAAGAGAGCAGCCGAGAAACCAAAAAAAGGUACAGCUAAGGACAAGCAGGAGCCAGAUAUGGGGCGGACUUUGGCAGCGUGGGUGGAGCUAAAUUCCAUCCUAAAAAUGAGAGGCGAUAUUUCAGGUAAACUGAGCACUGUACUACACGAACUGGGGCGUGAAAAGAGCCGCCUUCUUGACCAGGCUAAUGAGCCAGCAAAAAAGAAAAAAGAAGAAGACGAUGAAGAUGACGAUGAGGAAGAAGAAGAUGAUGAUGAAGAGGAAGAAGAAGAAGAAGAAGAAGGAGGAGAAGGAGGGGAAGAAGGAGGAGAAGGAGGGGAAGAAGGAGGAGAAGAAGAAGGAGGUGAAGAAGAGGAAAAUGAAGGAGGGGAGGAAGAACAGGUAGAGGAAGAGGAGAAUGAGGCAGCUGGGAACAGUACAGCAGAAUUGCUACCAGAGGGUUGCCAAGUGAAUGAAACAGAGAUUUCAUGUGCAGAGGCUGGCAUUGCUGAACUUCCCAUCAUCAAUGACCUGAACAUCACUACACUUGACUUAGCUGGAAACAACUUCACUACAUUACCAUCUGAGGCUUUCUCUGGUAUGCCCAACCUGGAGGUCAUCAACUUGAGCAGAAACUUUCUGGAUGAUUCCUCUAUCAGCCCUGACCUUUUCAAGAAUCUGACAAACCUAAAAGUGCUGACUCUUGAUGGCAAUGGUCUAGAAACAAUCCCACAACUGCCAGGAUCUCUGGAGGAGCUGAAAAUAAAUGACAACAAGAUAAACCAAGUGCUUUCUCACAACUUGGAAGGUUUGACCAACUUGCUCCACCUAGAGCUGGCAGGAAACAUCCUGUGGGAGGGCAGUGUUGAGCCCUUGGCCUUCCAACACCUCCCCACUCUCAAGCACCUGAGGCUAGACAACAACCGAUUCACUUCCAUUCCAAACGGAUUGCCUGCAUCUCUAGAGGAUUUGAGUAUGCCACACAAUCAGCUAGUGGAGGUGCAGGAAAAUGUUCUUAUGAACUCUGCCCACUUGAGAGCCCUGGAUCUGAGCCACAACCUCCUGAGUGACACCAGUUUCUUCCCUGGAGCCUGGAUUGACCUGCCGAAGCUGGAGACUCUGGAUCUGUCACACAACCAGUUGUACGUGGUACCUGCACACUUGCCCAGAGUUUUGCGACAGCUCUCCCUGCAGUACAACUUCAUCCAGUCCAUCCCUCCAGACACACUGAGCCACCUGCGGCCAGGUCUCCAGUCACUGCACCUCUCUCACAACCAGCUACUAGAGCAUGGUAUGCUAGGGAAGGCCUUCCGUGGAGCUUACAAAACUUUAGAGGAGCUCCACCUAGACAACAACAGGUUGGAAAGGGUCCCACCAAACAUUCGCUACUUCAGGAACCUGCAUCAGCUGCGGCUGGAUCACAAUCUUAUCAGUACUGUUCCAGUGAAAUCCGUGUGUAAAAUCAGUCUCACUAACGCAUCUCCUUUGCUGGCUCUUCAUCUGGAGAACAACUACCUGGAUGUGAACAGAAUCCCCCGAAAAGCUCUGUCCUGCAUCCCCGAGCUUCAGAGGGUCAUCCUGGAGCCGCAGAAUCAUAAUGAGAUUGUGUAAAAGUUCUGCAGAUUGCUCCUUUCACAUCUCAUCUGCUUGCUGUUGAGUUUAAAAGCACACACUAAUUUGAAUUGUUUAUUUAUCUAUUUAAUUCAAAGGCAUGAUUCAGGGUGAUUUUCUGUAUUUCUUAAGGCACUGUUGGCUCUAUUUUCUGUGUAUUCUGGAUGUCUUCUUAUUCCAGUCUUUAUGCCACAGCAGUAUCUUUGCUUAUCUUUUUUGGAAGAGAUGCCAGUGCUGCGCUAAAUAUUGUUCACAUCUUACAAUUGAUUGUUACAAUUUAUUGUUACAACUUAUUAUUACUUAUAAUACAACCCCUUGGCUAAAUGUUUGUAUGUCUGCAAAGUGUCUUAAAUACAAAUGUGCAUUUACACUUGCUACAAAAGUGAUUAUCAAUAUAAUGUUCCUGAAAAAUAUUAUGAUCUAGAUGUAUUAUUGUUAUAAUUAUAAAUCUAUACAGAUCAUCUCAUGAAGUAUUAACUUAUAACACAAAGAGAAUUGACAGUGACUUACCUGACAGUGAUGGGACAUUUUUAACAAAGGGGUACAGUGAUUAUACGAAGGAAAAACUUAGAGAAUUAUAGAAAGAGUGUAAAACCUACACAGGUUUCUCUCACAGAGAUUUACUCUCUAUUGGAGCUUCGACGGGAGAGCAACUCUGUCAAGUGUGUGUAUCAGCAGUAAUAACAAAAAGGUACAAGGUGUGUGUUUGUGUGUUGGGGUGUGUGUGAUUAUUUGGCUUUCCUCAGGUGAACCAAAAUCCAAAAAGAUUUUAUUUUAUAACCCAGUGGCUGCACCAUUGGCAGAAAACAAUACCCAUGUUCUUACAGCCAUUCCACUCCCUGAGCAGCAGGGAAGCAACAGAGGUAGAAAUUCUGUAAAGAAAUGAGCUCCAGACAUUGAGCUCCUAGCUGGGGACAUUUCUGAGCUCCUCUUUAGCAUAUAAAGGCCACAACAGCGCUGAUGCCCGGCCAGCUAUGUUUAUUAUACGAUCACUGUUUUCAUUGUUCUCUCACUUGCCAUUAACUUAGAUCUUACUGUGCGCAAUGUCCAAAUCGAUUCUUUUAAGUCCUAAUCUUCAUGCUUAUGCCAAUUUGACUUCAACCGUAUACAAUGUUUUUCUUGUUUGCUGGUCCCACCCUGUCCCUCCUUCUCACUUUCCACAUUCUGAUGGUAACCAAAGCCAGCAAGAUUUGUACAUGGGCACAGGAUUCACUAAUCCCCUGUGUUUCUACAGAGUUUCAAACUUUUCUGAAUUAGGUUCUCUCAUUUCUCUGGAUAUACUCCUCUUUCUCUCACAUACUGGUUCAAUUACUUGGUUAGCCUCCUCUCUCUUCUGUCUACUCUGGAGAUUUCAGCAUAUACAUAAACAUGACACCAAUUUAUUACAGUAAACCUUUUAUCUAUUUUAAUAUACAAAAAAACCCUUUUUAAAACCCAUAUAACAUGCAUGUUUUUAUAUAUUUCCUUUCUAGUCUAAUUUUCCAUGAAUCAUAAUUUCAGUAUUUACCUGUCUGCCCAAAUGGUAUCAAUUCACCAAAACCCAACUGAAAAUAUUAAGUUACCCACAUUUUAAAAAAUCACCUUGACAUCUAAAAACAUUCUGUCUUUAAGGGUAAGUGAAGUAAUGUUUAACGUUGUCUAGAAAGACCAGAAACGAUUGUAGGUUUUUUGCAGUUUGAAAUUCAAUAAAAGUCCACAC
Molecule: messenger RNA, 3696 nt
Organism: Tachysurus fulvidraco (yellow catfish)
Lineage: Eukaryota; Metazoa; Chordata; Actinopteri; Siluriformes; Bagridae
Product: extracellular matrix protein 2
Exons: 9
Coding region: 237-1997 (586 amino acids)
Biological process (GO): positive regulation of cell-substrate adhesion; extracellular matrix organization
Cellular component (GO): extracellular matrix
Molecular function (GO): collagen V binding; heparin binding; protein binding
Source: RefSeq, a predicted model, not a curated record